AUAUUUCCUUUCGCUCGAAAAACCCCUCUCUUUUGUAUUCUCUUCCCUCUCUCAUUGCUGCUUCUGCUGCAGCUGCUGCUCCUACUAGUGCUGCGUAAAUUUACCAAAUCACUCCUUAUCUUACUUAGCUCAACAGAGAAACCCCUAGCUCUCUUCAAAAUGCAUUGUUCAAUCUCCGGCGAGGUGCCGGAAGAGCCCGUCGUCUCAAAGAAGUCUGGGCUUCUAUACGAAAAGCGCUUAAUCGAGAUGCACAUAUCGGAUUAUGGAAAAUGUCCAAUUACUGGGGAACCACUUACGAUGGAUGACAUUGUUCCAGUCAAAACAGGCAAGAUUGUGAAGCCAAGAACUGUACAAACUGCUAGCAUCCCUGGGAUGCUUGGAAUGUUCCAGAAUGAAUGGGACGGUCUGAUGCUAUCCAAUUUUGCUUUGGAGCAACAACUACAUACUGCAAGACAAGAGCUAAGCCAUGCAUUAUACCAGCACGAUGCUGCUUGCCGAGUGAUUGCUAGACUUAGAAAGGAAAGGGAUGAGGCAAGGUCACUGCUUGCACAGGCUGAGAGACAGAUACCUGCGUUAGCAACAGCUGCUGCUCCAGUCAAUACCUCUGCUCUCAGUAAUGGAAAAAGAGCUGCCGAAGAGGAUGAUUUGGGCCCAGCUGGAAAGAGAAUGCGUCCUGGAAUUUCUCCCACCAUCAUUACGGAGUUGACAGACUGUAAUGCAGCUCUUUCACAACAGCGUAAAAAGCGGCAGAUUCCUCCAACAUUGGCUCCCGUUGAAGCUGUGGAGAGGUACACACAGCUUUCCAGUCAUCCCCUUCACAAAACCAGCAAACCGGGCAUUUCAUCUAUUGAUAUCCAUUAUUCUAAGGACAUCAUUGCCACUGGAGGAAUUGAUUCCACUGCAGUACUCUUUGAUCGCCCAUCAGGACAGAUCGUAUCUACACUCAGUGGUCACUCAAAGAAGGUUACUAGUGUGAAAUUCGUAGCCGAGGGUGAUUUAUUUUUGACUGGAUCUGCAGACAAGACUGUUCGUGUUUGGCAAGGAUCUGAAGAUGGAAACUAUGAAUGCAGACACAUUUUGAAGGAUCACACUGCUGAGGUGCAAGCUGUCACAGUACAUGCCACAAAUAGGUAUUUUGUGACUGCUUCUCUCGAUAAUACAUGGUGCUUCUACGAUCUCUCCUCUGGCUUAUGUUUGAAGCAGGUUGAUGACACGUCAAAAUCUGACACUUCUAAACCUGAGGGCUAUACAUCUGCAGCUUUUCAUCCUGAUGGUCUCAUCCUUGGAACAGGCACCUCAGAAGCAGUCGUUAAAAUUUGGGAUGUAAAGAGCCAGGCAAAUGUUGCAAGAUUUGAUGGCCAUGAAGGAGCAGUAACUGCCAUAUCUUUCUCAGAAAAUGGUUACUUCCUAGCGACGGCAGCUCGUGAUAGUGUUAAAUUAUGGGAUCUGCGCAAAUUGAAGAACUUUCGCACGCUCAAUCUGUAUGAUUCAGAUACACCAACAAACUCAGUGGAAUUUGACCACAGUGGAUGUUACCUCGGAGUUGCAGGCUCAGAUAUAAGAAUUUACCAAGUUGCUAGUGUUAAGGCAGAUUGGAAUUGCAUCAAAACUCUCCCUGACUUAUCUGGCACAGGAAAAGCAACUUGUGUGAAAUUUGGUCCUGAUGCUAAAUACAUAGCAGUAGGAUCUAUGGACCGCAACCUCCGGAUAUUUGGCCUACCUGGGGAUGAAGGUCAACCAGAGUCAUGAAGCGUUUGCAAGUCGCUAUUGGUGCUCCUUGCAAUUGGGUAUACAGCUUUUGUUUGUUGUCCUGUAUUGACUAAUGAAGCAGAUGGUGGAACUUGAGUUCUUAUUUGUUGUGCAAUAUUGGCUCUUUACUCAAUUUUCUACCAAUGGAGCCAUGUGCCUAGGUGAAGGGUCUGCUUAGAUUGAAGAAGUGAAAUUGAAUAACUGUUCAGUCUUUUUGUAUUACUUGACAUUGAAAUUUUCAGAACAUGUUUAAUCUACAUCAUAAGAUUUUGCCUUUUGGGUUGAUACGCGCUAAUUUAAAUGCUUUUAGGUUUGUAAUGUGUAUUUGCAGUAAAAUGUAUCUCUACUGAGUAUUAAACCAUAGCUUGUUGACAUCAUCAUUUUGCAGAUUGGUUUAAGUUACAUACAUUAAUUAU
Messenger RNA from Jatropha curcas, 2165 nucleotides. RefSeq names its product pre-mRNA-processing factor 19 homolog 1. Gene Ontology annotation, molecular function: protein binding; ubiquitin protein ligase activity. Gene Ontology annotation, cellular component: U2-type catalytic step 1 spliceosome; cytoplasm; Prp19 complex. Gene Ontology annotation, biological process: mRNA splicing, via spliceosome; DNA repair; protein ubiquitination. The record is from RefSeq and is a predicted model, not a curated record. Lineage: Eukaryota; Viridiplantae; Streptophyta; Magnoliopsida; Malpighiales; Euphorbiaceae.